Bipolaris victoriae FI3 is the source of this 906-nucleotide messenger RNA. RefSeq lists its product as hypothetical. The record is from RefSeq and is a predicted model, not a curated record. The coding region runs from base 1 to 906 and encodes 301 amino acids. The transcript has 2 exons. Lineage: Eukaryota; Fungi; Ascomycota; Dothideomycetes; Pleosporales; Pleosporaceae.
AUGACUUCAUAUCCACAAAUCUCCCUUGCGGACCUUCCAGACGGCUCCCAGCUUCAAAAAGACUUUCUCGAUACAACGUGGUUUAAGACUUAUGGCCGAACACGACGAUUCCCGACACCCGAAUACUUACUUUCCCUCUUUCCAAAGAGCCAUCAAUCCAACACAAUGAAAUUUGAAGACCUCGGUCUUGUUGUCAAAUUCGGGCAACGUAUCACUACAACAGAGGCUAUCAACCUUUGGGCUGUCCGCAGGAUAUUCCAGGAAGCUGUUCCGGUACCAGAAGUUUAUGGAUGGAGAGUUCUUGAAAAGGAAGGAAGGGGUCGAUACGUCUUCAUCUAUAUGCAACUCGUCCAGGGCCCCACGCUCCUAGAACGGUGGCCUGAGCUGUCUUGCGCUGACAAGCGAGCAAUCUGUACUGAUCUACGUGCCAUGAUAUCUUCUCUUCGGACCCUCCGGGACAGUGAAUCACAGAAAAUCAUUGGAACUAUAUGUCAUGGUGCUGGGGAAGAUAUCUGCGUGAAAGAAAUACCUUCGGUAAGGCCGUUUCCCUCUCGAGCUGAGUUCCACGACUGGCUUUCUUGGUCGUGGCGCCAAUGCGCUCCAGAUCCACAAAGCAUCCCGGAUCCAUGGAGGGACUGCCUUCCAGACGAUGGGCCAAUUACUUUUACGCAUGGUGAUCUACAUCGUGGUAACAUCAUUGUCAGCGCCACGAGUCCUGCUAAGGUUGUCGCAAUCAUUGAUUGGCAAUUGUCAGGUUGGUAUCCGGACUAUUGGGAAUACUGUAAAGCUUUGUUCACAGCAGAAUGGGGCAAAGAGUGGUGGGACUAUAUCCAUCAGUUCUUGGAUUCUUACCCACCAGAGUUCGAGACAUUUGAUUUCUACAUGCGCACCCUCGGCAUAUUUUAA